AUGGGUGCUAUUCUUCCCGAUUCAGCACUACAGAGACCAGCUUUUACACAGGAUAGUAUAAUGCACACACUCGAUGAGAUUUAUAGUAUACUUUUCAGUACAUCGCUCAACUGUACAGUUGUAGUGUUACUGUGUAUAGGAUUGCUUGAAUACAACGCUACUUCUAGUCUAAGCCUGGCCCUCGGAUGGAUUCUGUGUGUAGUGGUUGUGUUCAGGUUUGUUAAAGCGAAAAAGCCUACGCAACUGCAGAGCUUAUUAAUACAACAGUUCGCCUGGGAUAAGAUUGGUACACCGGCCGUGAUUGGACAUAGAGGAGUCACAGAGACAUCACCGGAGAAUACCCUGUCGGCUAUAACAGACGCGGCCAAGGUAUGUCUAGCUGUGAUGUGUGAAUCUGAAUUGUUAGUAAGUAUACAUUUAUUGCGGAUUU
Molecule: messenger RNA, 430 nt
Organism: Sphaeroforma arctica JP610
Lineage: Eukaryota; Ichthyosporea; Ichthyophonida
Exons: 1
Biological process (GO): lipid metabolic process
Molecular function (GO): phosphoric diester hydrolase activity
Source: RefSeq, a predicted model, not a curated record